Cornus florida is the source of this 540-nucleotide messenger RNA. Its product is annotated as transcription factor bHLH10-like. The record is from RefSeq and is a predicted model, not a curated record. Gene Ontology annotation, biological process: anther wall tapetum development; regulation of DNA-templated transcription. The transcript has 2 exons. Bases 1 to 540 code for a protein of 179 amino acids. NCBI's taxonomy places the organism in Eukaryota, Viridiplantae, Streptophyta, Magnoliopsida, Cornales, Cornaceae.
AUGAGUACAACUAAGAUUGAUAGAGCAUCAGUAGUUGGAGAUGCUAUUGAAUACAUCAAAGAGCUGAUUAGGACAGUGAAUGAGCUAAAAAUCCUGGUGGAGAAGAAGAGAUGUGGCAGGGACAGGAGCAAGAGGCACAAGACAGAAGAUGUUGGUUCUGGAGAUGUAGAGAGUUGUAACAUAAAGCCCACUGGUGGUGAUCAAGACCAGUCCUAUAGUGGUUCAUCAUUAAGGAGCUCGAGGCUUCAGAGGAAGUCCAAGAACACGGAGGUCAAUGUUCGUAUCAUCGACGAUGAAGUAACCAUCAAGGUUGUUCAGCAAAAAAGAAUUAAUUGCCUGAUGUUCGUGUCAAAGGUCCUCGACAAGCUCCAGUUGGAUCAGCACCAUGUUGUCGGUGGCCACAUUGGCGAUUACUACAGCUAUUUGUUCAACACCAAGAUAUGUGAAGGUUCAUCAGUGUAUGCUAGUGCAAUUGCCAACAAACUUAUUGAGGUUGUGGACAGACAGUGUGCAGCUAUUCCACCAACUAGCAGCUAUUAG